AUGGACGAGCACGACGGGAAGCCGAAGCGGAAGGCGUCGGCCAAGGCCAAGGCGCCGGCGCCGAAGAGAGCCAAGAUAAAGAACCCGCUGCCGGUCCAGGUCUCGGAGAGCCCGCCGCUGCCGAUUGACACCGACCUCUCGGGCCAAAAGUGCUCGUACCACGAGUGCGCGAACCGCGCCAAGGUCGUCCAGAGCUUUGGCAUUUUCUGCAAUCGCCACGCAGUCGUGUUUCCGUGCGGCUUUCCCGGCUGCCGUGAGAAGGCGCCGACCAACGGCACGCGCUGCGCCAAGCACGAGCACCACAAGCUCGGCCUCGACGAAGCGCUCUCGGCGCGCUCGCAGAGCAUUCCGGUAUGCCGCACGACCGGCUGCUUUAAGAACGACCAAGGACGAGGCUACUGCCGCGGGCACGAGAAACUCAUGAUGGCGACGGGCCAGCUCCCGCACGCGAUCAAUAAGCGCCGCCUCAACAGUGCGUACACCAUGUGCUGCUACCCACACUGCAACAAGCACUCGCAGCGCAACCACUUGUGCCGCAUCCACGGCAACGAGCUCAUCAAGCAAGCCCAAGCCUUUGCGCAGCAAUCGACAACCGAGUCGUUCGACGCCGUCUUGCAGCGUCUCCAGCGCGAGCUGCGCCGCUGCACACACCCCGGCUGCGAAAAGAACGCGCAGCGCGACCGCCUCUGCACAACACACUUCCACAUGAAGGACACGGCCGAGAAAGGGCUGCCCAAGACCGACUUGGACAACUUGACGGCCAAGGACAAGGUGCUCAAGUUUUGCUCGGACGACAAGUGCACGCAGCCCGUGUACUGCAAUUGGCUCUGCAAGCAGCACUACGAACAGAAAGAGAAGAAGGGCAAGCACGCCCACAACAACAGCAACAGUAGCAAUGCGCAGCAGAAACAACCCGCGCCCAAGAAGAAGCCGACGCCGGCCAAGAAGCCCGCGCUGAACGACGACCUUUUCACGCUCACACCGCCGCUGACGGCCCAAGCCGCGUCGAUGGUCGAGCUCUUGUACCCACCCAACAGCACGGCCGCCAACCCGAGCCAUACUGCGAGCCACAACAACAACAACAACAACAACCACAGCAACCACAGUGGUGCGAGUGGGAUGAAGGACACGCCCGUCGAGAUGGCACAGCUGCACUUGGACGAGCCGACGUCGUAUGGCCACAAGAAGGACAUCGAGUACCGGCACGACGCGCACAAGCCACCCACGCACAGCACGUCCAUGAGCUUCCAACAGCACAACUCGUUUGCGCGACCCACGUACGCGCCGCGCUACGCCAUGGGCUACGACUACCUGCCUGGUCCGCACGCCACCAACGAGAACCAGAGUUUCAACGUCCAAGAGUACGGCCGGCACUACCCGACGCUGCUGCCACCCUCGACGCGCCUCUGCGCGAGCGCGGGCUGCAACCGCGACGUCACGUCGAGCGGCAAGAGCAUGUGUGACGUCUGCCUCAGCGUGCUGACGCAAGUGCAUGCGUUCUCGCCGACGAUCCAUCCGUUCGGGACGCACACGCCGUCGUACGAGCCGAGCAGCCACAAGCCGAGCUCGACGAGCUACGCGUCGUGGCCGCAAACCCCCUACUUUUACGCCGCCAUGGACAGCAACAAGAACAACGACUACUACACCAAGCCCAAGGCGGCGUGUCGCUUCCGCGGCUGCCAGCACACCACCAAGCUCGACGCCGCCGUCUGCGCCGAACACGCGCAGGCGACAUUUUGUACGGCGGCCGCGUGCGAAGAGGUGCUAUCGUCACCGGGUCUCUGCGGGCUCCACGCCAUGGACAACCAGUGCUGCUACGAAAACUGCGCGCAGAGCCGCCUCUCGCAGGUCGCGUGCGUUGAGCACGAAAUGGCCGCGCAGUGCACGCACCACCAGUGCGCCAAGUUUGCGGCCAAAGGCCACAGCGUCUGCUCGAUGCACCUCAAGAGCGUCGUCGGCAGCUGCAAGCUCUGCCUCCUCUACGACGUUCCGUGCGCAUUGGCGACCGGCAACGAGAACGUCGCGAUGCUGCACCACAACCACGCUUCUCUGCACAGCAACCCGCACGCGUCCGGUCACAAACUGUCUUUCUAGUCGUGUUUUCCAUGAAGAAUAAUCUCGAG
Messenger RNA from Saprolegnia parasitica CBS 223.65, 2123 nucleotides. RefSeq lists its product as hypothetical. The transcript has a single exon. The record is from RefSeq and is a predicted model, not a curated record. NCBI's taxonomy places the organism in Eukaryota, Oomycota, Saprolegniomycetes, Saprolegniales, Saprolegniaceae. The coding region runs from base 1 to 2094 and encodes 697 amino acids.